Molecule: messenger RNA, 1689 nt
Organism: Oppiella nova
Lineage: Eukaryota; Metazoa; Arthropoda; Arachnida; Sarcoptiformes; Oppiidae
Source: the annotation of a GenBank genome assembly
AUGAAACCGUUUGUGAAGUCCAGCGAUUGCGUUGACACCGCCGAUGACGCCAAAGAGUGGGAGUACAUGUGUCCCCAGUUUUGCGAUCUCACAGCUGUUGAGACCAUGGAUCAGUUGAAACAAAUGGACCACUUCUUUGAGUUGGAUCACGAGAUGAGUCCACAGAUGGGCGGCCAACACAACAAAACACUAAUCAAUGAAUUUAAGGAACCGUUGGUCGAAGACAAAGAUAAAGAGAUCUUCAGAUACGAGACGCCGCCGCAGAAUAAGGAGAACCUCGAGGACGACGAGGAGCUCUUCUAUUCGACCAAAAAGUACUUAAGCGUCGAGAAGCGGAUCUCCUAUAAGUUACGGUCCACUCCUAUGCGUACUCUUCAGUACAACGGCGCCACUCCUCUCAGGGAAAGCCGGAUCUCAUCUAAGAAGAGGUACACGAAGUCUAAGACUCCUAAAGACGAAGACAUCUUUAAAAUGGAUGAAUUGGCGGAAUCGCUUCCCACUGAGACAGCGGUUGUGGUGAGCCAUGAGUCCUAUGAGUGCCAAUUGCCGGCCCAACAGCUCCAGAGUGAGGUCACCCCUGACGCUGAAGAUGACGCUCAAUACGAAGACUACGUUGAGAUCCAAAGCGAAGACCACAAUGAGGUGGACAGCGAAGUGCAAAAUGAGGUGCAAAUCGAGGUUCACGUCGAGAGCCCCACCGAUGACCCAAUCGAUGACCAUAACAGUGAGGAUGCGAUAGAAAACGAAGUCUUCGACAGCAAUGAGAAGGAGUUGACGGAAGCGGCGCCUAAUGUGACGCUAACGGGACGGGAGUCGUAUGUGAUUGAGAAGAAGGCGCCGACGCGACAGAAGUCGGUCACUCUUGUCAGUCCCGACGAGUCCGCCAGAAACCCGCCGCCGAAGUCCAGCAAACGGAAGGGAACUCCACUCCGCAAAUCAAUACUGAGUUCACACCGAAAGGGAACUCCGAUUCACAAAUCGAUUCUGAGUUCGCGCUCAAUGGUGUCGAGACCGCGGACUUCAGAAGUGGUUUCACGUCUUUACUCGACCGCUAAGAAGAAGGCGACCAAUACUUACAAAACGAUGGCUGAGCUCUUGAAAGAGUUUGAGACGAAACCCCGCAGUUGUGAUCACAGGUCCCACUCGACGGAGCGCAAGGCGGUCGCCCCCGCAGGCACUGGUAUGGGCUCGCGAUCCUCAUCCACGUCGUCGCUGACGCGCCCGAAGUCACCGAAACUGCACUCAAUGCUCAGACAUCGCCGUACGCCGCGUCCAACCGAAGACAUAAUCGCAUCGGAAAUCAAAAAGUAUUCGUUUAAAGCGAAUCCCAUUCGCAAGAAGUUAUUCGACGCGAAGUUCGCUUCCGGUAUACCACGAGUCAAGUCCAUCAAAGAGCCGACAAAAGCGGUUGAAAUGCAUUUUCAGACCGAAGUCCGCAAUCAAAUGCGAGCCGUGAAGACCACUGACGACAAGUCCGCAAAGCAGCCCAAAGCCCUCCCAUUUAAGGCUCACCCGAUGCCAGAGUUUAAGACAUUUAAGGCUCAGCCGAAGUCCGAGCGAAAGCCGACUACUUUUAAACCAUUCAGUUUUGAUCAUCAGAUCCAGAAUUUGGUUCACAAAAAGCGCACCCUUUCUGAAGAUCUGAAUUACAUGAAACCGUCGGUCGUUGGAAAGCCAUUCAAAUUCUGA